GAAAGACGCAUUGUGUUUCCUGUGUCGCGCUGUCAUAAUAAUUACUUUACAAGCAGAAGGCGCUAGUGUAUUGAUUACUCGAUCUGGAGAUUGCUUAAUAGUGUCGUCUGCUGUAAAUAUAUUUAUGAGAGUUAAUUGUUUGUAAAAGUAUUGAAAUAAUAAAAUAACAAGAAUAUAGGACACACAAAAUGACUUGUGUUCUACCAGUUAAACCAUUUUAUACAAACGCUUUCACCAAGGAUGUCACUGUGGAGUUACAAAAAAAAUCAUGUGAUAAUUUUGAUUUUGGAUGGUUAAAUGCCCAAUAUGUUAAGCCUGGAAUAAUAAAUUAUCACAUAUGCUCAACCUCAUGCCUUAUAGACUCCGGUGCAGGUUCAUCGGUAUCGUGCCGAGUUGAAAACACAAAUUAUCUGUCUGCAACCGUAAAACAUGAGAAAUUUGAUGUACAAAAUGAAGAAUGGCGAGACACAUAUAUAAAAACAACAGACAAGGAAACAGAUAUACCAUUAAGCGGUGAUAACCAGUUUGAAAUUUGCAAAAAGACACAAACGAAACCAGAGCCACUGAAUUCAACGAAGCACGGAGUCAAAAGAAAAGCAGAUGUUACGGAGCCCGAAGAAUUAUAUAUUCCAUCCAAACGAGUCUCGCCAUUCUUAAACACACCCAAGGAAAGAAAGGCCGAACGAAAGAACAUUUUGAAAAUUUCAGUUAAAAAGUUAAAACAAUUAGACGACCCCGAAACAUUUCUAAGAAGAACAGUUCUAGUAAAUAAUACAAUGAAAAAUCUUCAGAAGGAAUUACGAGCAGAACAUUUUAGAACUAAAAACAAAACGUAUUUUAGUGGAUAUAAAGUACUGAACAAUAACUGUAUGUCAGAUUCUUAUUUAGUUGAUGAUCCCUUUAUGAGUGGUGCUCAUGAGAAAAUCACUGACGAUAUGACAGACACACUCAUAAAUAACGUGUUCAAUGUAGAUGAUGCACCAAAUGACAUAUCUAAAGAAUCUGAUAUUGAAGUAGUUCAUUGUGUCAAAGACAGUGGCAAUCUCUGACACUGCCGUUUUUAAAUUAAACCUUUUGUCUUCUUCAAAUCGUUUUGAAGAUAGUGAAAGUAAUUCGAAAACGGAAGCGUAAGAAAAGAGUGUAUCCACCAUGCCUGUUAAGGUGAUACAUAUACUGGAGUUAUAAGCAAUUGGAUGGAGCAAGUAGAUGCAACGGAAACAGCUGUGUAGAAAACUUAUACCAAAAGCGUUAACUGUGAAUCCGUUUACCUAGUUUGAAAUAACAUUGAGACUAAACAGAACAACAACAAACAUUCAGCUAAGUUAGGUUCUAUUGUGCAUCGUGAUUAAAGCACAAAUGUUUUCUUACGAAAUUAACAGAUGUUCAUAUAAAUGUAUACAUACAGCUCAAAAGUAUUUACGUGCAAAGAAAGAUAAUUCUUUCAGUGAUUUAAAAGGUGCAAUCGAUCAAGAAGAAAUUGUUUAUAAGCUAAGCGUUGUUUUGAUAUGUUGGACCUUGAUCAAAAGUUGGCAAGCAAGUAAUUAUCGCAUUCUUCCAAUACAUUCUUUGCAGCAUUUGACAUAAAUCAUUCGAUUUAAAGCCAAAUGCCUUUAAUAAAGAACCAUUAUCAGUAAAUAUUGUUUGGGAUCAGUAGAAUAAUUGUUUGGGGGAAUACAGACAACAAGAGAUUGAGAAUGAGGUGAAUUCUCUUCUUUGAAUACGUUUCAUUUUAUCUGUCUAGUCAUAUCGUUUCUUUAAACACAAUUGUUAGAAGUACAUUUCAUGAACUCGUACAAAAUAUUUCUGCUUUAGUACAAAUUAAAUUAUAUUUAUCUAGAAACAUUCUUGUAAAUCAUGUUUUGCUUCAAUAAUUACAAAGUUCGUUUUUAUGUACUAAUUUGUUUUAGCUCGAUUGUGAUAAAAGCUUCAAGCUUAUUGGAACCACUCUCGAGACUGCUUCCUGGAAAAACAAGUACUGGUGUCAUAUAAGAAGUCAUGGUCGUGGCCCCAGUGGGACUCGAACCCACGACCCCUGGAUUGAGCGGCCGACACCUUAACUACUAGACCACCGCUCCCCUUUUCAUGUUCGUUUUUGGAAGACGAGUGUUCAUACAUUUGAAUAGUUCUGCUAUUUAGGGUAUAUUUGAGAAAUCAGCCAAUCGUUGCAGCCUAGAGUAGUGUUAUAUUUGCUACUCCUUUGGGAUUAGCACUACAUACAAUUUUCCUGGAACAGAAUUCCGCUAAAGUCGGUGUUUGGGAGCGUGAGAGGUGUUGAACAUUUCAUUACAUCUCAUAAACAAAUUCAAUCAAACCUAGUCGCUAUUAUCUUGCUUGGUUGCUUUCUAUGCGUCUUCAAAUGGGCUUCUUAGAGGUUUUAUUGAAGAUACUGAGCCAUAUACCAAAUAUAUAUGACAAUACAAUCAACUGGUAUCAUUAUUCAUAUCACAAUCAUUAUGACAGUCUGCAAGCAUUCAUUUUCGUUGAUCUGAAUAUACUGAUACUGACGCAAGAUUCAGCUCGUGUAUGAUUUAAACAUGUUCUCUAGUCUGUACGACAUAAACAUACGUUUCAAACGCCACGGCUAGUUGAUUAACAUGAAAAUAAAUGACAUUUACGACAGUUUUAUGAUACUUCUACAGUUACUAAUGUUUAGUUUUCUCCCAAAUGUUCUUAGGCAUUUGAAUACAUGGCGUGACUUUAGAUGGUCUGUUUUUUGUUGUUUUUUUUUUUUUUUUUUUGUUUUGUUUUUUUUUUUUUGGUCUCAUUUCUUAUUAGUAUCACAUUCGUCCAAAAAAACAUCACAUUUUGAAACAUGUCAAGCAAUUAGUGUGCAAUAUUCUACAUGUUUGCGUUCCAGUAUGUUUUUCCUUAAAAGUUACCUGUUGCAGACUUAAAUUAAUGGUAUAACUGUUUUUGAAAGAAAAGUGUGAUAAACAUCUUUUUUUCUUGUAAUAUUAAUGUACGCUUAAGAUAAAUUGACGUUUUGCAUGGUGUUAUAUUAUACAAUUAAUUAAGAUAUAAGUGAUAUGAUCUGAUAAUAAUUUAGAGAUGAAGCAUUAUUGGUGAUAUGUUAUAAUUUUUCGAAACCAUGAUAAUCUAAAGGUUAAAAGUACGACAGCUGUCUUCGUGAUAAUAGUGUAUUUACCUCAAUGCUUUCUCCGAUAUUUUCAUCAGCUGAGUAUGUUGCAUUUUGAACAGAGCAGAGAGUUAACCGGUGAAGAAUGUUGACAACUUCAUCUCAAAAAAGUACAUUUUGUUAAACAAACAGUCUGUAUUUAGUUGUCUUUUUUUUCUUUUAUAUGUUUGGAGACUUACUUCAUCAUCAUGAAUCUGUUAUUGUUUGCUUGAUUUCGUUCAGGUAUAUUUGGUAUGCCUUUUAGUAUAAGUUCUUUAAAUGUAAUGAUAUCUGAUACCAGUUUUUUUGUAUGUAAAAUAAAUUUUAAAAAAAUGUAUUUGUUUGAUAGGAUUACAAGGCACCUAUUAUUAUGUAA
Molecule: messenger RNA, 3491 nt
Organism: Mercenaria mercenaria
Lineage: Eukaryota; Metazoa; Mollusca; Bivalvia; Venerida; Veneridae
Exons: 2
Coding region: 189-1049 (286 amino acids)
Source: RefSeq, a predicted model, not a curated record